This is a messenger RNA of Numida meleagris (helmeted guineafowl), 4790 nucleotides long. RefSeq names its product ring finger protein 44 (gene RNF44). The coding region runs from base 1379 to 2446 and encodes 355 amino acids. The transcript has 10 exons. Lineage: Eukaryota; Metazoa; Chordata; Aves; Galliformes; Numididae. The record is from RefSeq and is a predicted model, not a curated record.
CGAGGCGGUGACCCCGCGGGGUCGCGCGGGGCCUGGGCACCGCGGGUGCGCGUGGGGUGAACGGGGACGUGGAGCUGGGGGCGCUGGGGGAACCCCGGAGCAGCGCGGUGAGCACGGGCAGCCCCGCACCCCGCGCUGGUGGGACCCCAAUGGGGAGCGCAGGCUGCUCCGGGGUCUCCUGCUGUGGCGGCUUUAUUUUUUCCCAAACGAGAGAGAUUUGCCCUCAGCUUCAGAACCGGCAUCCCAGGUUGGGGUGAGAGGAGGAGGAGACGCUCGGCGCGGUGUCAGGCUGUCACUCUGGUGUGACACGGCCAUUUGUCCUUCUGGGGACACCCCCAGCCUCCUGCUGGGCUGCUGCCGGGCUCAGGGCGCUCCGCACUCAGCCUGUACCCACACGCCCAGCGCGUGGAGCAGGAGGAAGGAAUGAAGCAGGCAUUGCGCCGGGAAGCGGCCACCGGCUGGGUUUGGGGGACAGCGUUGAGGCCGGAGCUGCUUGGGUUGGAACUGGUGCCACCUCGUGCUGCAGGGACAGGGGGGGACAUGGAGCCGGGGAAUGAGCAGCCCCAGCUGUGGGUUCCUCUUGGGAGCAGUUUGGUGUGUGGCAGUGGCGUGGGGACGCUGGGUCGGCUGGCAGCUUGCAGAGGGCACAGAGUGGACGCACAGGAGCCCUGCAGGACAGAGCACCCCCAGAGCAGCACGGAACCCCACUUGGCUGAGGACACGCUGGGAGCACCUGGUCCCAUCAGCAGCCCAGGACAGCGCUGCAGCCACUAACUUGCAGCUUGCUUUUCUCUGUGCCAAAAACACGUGCUUCUGUCUCACUCAGUGUCUGUGUCUUGCAUGAUGGGGGGUCGCACAGCAGAGAGAUGGUGCGUGGGUACCUGGUGGGGGCCAGGCUCUGCUGUCUUCAGCUCCAGGAGUGGUGCUGGGCCUGGGCUUGGGUGCAGGGGCAGUGGGCUGGGCCAUGCUGGGGUCACGCUGCACAGCACUUUUUGGGGUAAGGCUGCUGCCUGGGGUCAGCUCUGCGCCUCUGCCUCUCCCCUAUCCUGUAUCAGGGAGGAUUUGGGGCUCCUGUCCAGGCUCCAGCCCAUACCAUCCUGGGGGCUUAGCGACCAUGACCCGCUGUUGUUCUCGCAGGAUCCAAGGUGCUGGUGUCUCGCCCUGCCUGGAGCCUGAGGUCCCGCGUGCCCAUCCGCCUCCCGACGUCACCAAUGCGACCAUGGGAACUGGCAGUGAAUAGGCGGCCUCCCUCUGCCCCUUUUAACCAACGCCGUUUCUCAGGGGGACCCUGCAGCAGCCCUGACCACCUCCGGCGAAGCAGCCGCACAUCCCUGUAGAUGAGCCCCGCGCCUACGCUCUCCCCAGCACACCGCCACGAAUGCUGCACCCGGCCGCUCACCCGCCCCACCAGAACCCAUUCAUGGUGGAUCUUCAUGACCAGGUGCACCAGGGACCCGUCCCUCUCUCCUACACGGUCACCACCGUCACAACGCAAGGCUUCCCCAUCCACACCAGCCAGCACAUCCCUGGGUGCAGCACCCAGCAGCUCCCAGCAUGCUCAGUGAUGUUCAGUGGACAGCACUACCCGCUCUGCUGCCUCCCGCCCCCGUUGAUCCAGGCAUGCGCCAUGCAACAGCUCCCGGUCUCCUACCAGACGUUCCCCCCCAUCAUCUCCAGCGACCAUUACAUCCUGCACCCGCCCCCACCGCCAGUGCCCCCUCACCAGCCGCCCCACAUGGCUCCCCUGGGGCAAUUCGUGCCUCUCCAAGCCCAGCACCCGCGCAUGCCUCUGCAGAGGAUAGACAAUGAUGUGGACCUGCGAGGGGAGCAGCACCCCAUUGCUGGCUUCACAUACCCCCCGUCCCACCACGCUCCCACGCUCUCCCCCUCCGUGCCGCUGCAUUACCUCCCCCAUGACCCGCUGCACCAAGAGCUGCCAUUUGGCGUGCCAUACCCCCACAUGAUGCCCCGGCGGCUGAACACCCAGCGGUACCGGCUGCAGCAGGCGCUGCCCCCCCCGCCGCCCCCUCCACCACCCCCUCCGUACUACCCGAGCUUCCUGCCCUAUUUCCUCUCUAUGCUUCCCGUGUCGCCAACGGCUGUGGGGCCCACGAUCAGCCUGGACCUGGACGUGGAUGAUGUGGAGAUGGAGAACUACGAGGCGUUACUGAACCUGGCCGAGCGGCUGGGGGAGGCCAAGCCACGUGGACUCACCAAAGCAGACAUCGAGCACCUCCCGUCGUACCGCUUCAACCCUGAGAGCCACCAGUCCGAGCAGACCCUGUGCGUCGUGUGCUUCAGCGACUUUGAGGCCCGGCAGCUGCUCCGCGUCCUGCCCUGCAACCACGAGUUCCACGCCAAGUGUGUCGACAAAUGGUUAAAGGCGAACCGCACGUGCCCCAUCUGCCGGGCGGAUGCGUCGGAGGUGCAGCGGGAGGCAGACUGAGGCCGGCGGGCGCUGUGCCGCACAAUUCGUUAGAGGAUGAGGACGUCGGGCCAGGGGCGGGGGCCGCUGCCCACUGCCAGGGCCUGGCCGUGCGCUUACCCCCCCUCCCCAGAGCCUCUCCUCAGAUGUGGUGAGCGCUGAGCAGCCCGGGCUGCGGCCAGCCCUCCUCUUCCGCCGUGGCACGGCCCCGCCGCGCUCCGGGGCCCAAAUGGUGUUGUGCUGGUGGCGGGCAGCGCGGCCGUGUCCUCCGCACUCCAAAGACGCUGUCGUCGCUCCACCACUUUCCAGGUCUUUGUACUCCGCUAGGGAUUUUUUUUUUUUUUCCCCCCGUUUCUCACAUUUUUUUGUUUGUUUUGUUUUUAGGGUAGAUUUUUCUUUUUUCUUCCGUUUCCUUUUCCGUUGCGUUUCUUUGGUUCUGUGGCCGCUCUUCCCCUCGGCGGCGGGAGGAGAGCGGAGGGCGCCCCGUAGCCGGGUGCUGGCGGGCCUGGGGCCACAGAGGGGCGGAGGUGGGGCCACUCCCCACUGCUCCGUGUCCUUCCCAGGUGGGAGGACGGCCCCAAUCCCUGCUCACUCCGUGCACAGCGAGGCGGCCAGGCCCGGCGGGGAGCUUUGCGUGGUGGCCCUGUUUGCCCCUGGGCUCCCGAGCGCCUCAUCCUGCGGGCCGGGCGGCGCGGCGCAGCGCGGGGUUCUGCCGUCACCUCGGGGUUGGUUUUCCCGUUGGGCGCUACCCGGCGCUGUGGGGAGGCCGGGGCCUCGCGGUGCCGGCCAUCACGGCGGUGCGGCCUGAGUCAUUUUGCAUGAUUAAUUAGCGAGGAGGAGGGGGGGGACGGGAAGGAGGGGAGCGCCCUCCCCGCGUCGCUGAUGCCUGGGAGCCUCCGCGCGCGGCCGCCAGCCCUAUGUAAAUGUUCACAAAUAUGCAUGCAUGUCUGACCAGCUUGGAACGUGGUCUUGGCUACGUCUAGCCGGCUGUGGGGUGAGGGGGGUGGGGAGAGGGGUUUUUGUGCUCAGCUGAUACUGCCAUGCACUGUACUGCACAUGUCCGCAACGCCACAGCAGGACCGUGAGGCUUUCAGGGCCGUCCCCGUGGCGGCGUGUGCAAGGGGCUGCUCCCCGCGGGGCGGGGGCGGGCGGCCGGGCUGGGCCCCGGCGGCGAGGGGUUGGCGGCCAUGGCUAGGUGUGAGGAGAGGGCCGCGCCCGGCAGGUGGGGGGCGGGGCGCGCUCCCGCGCUGCCACGCCAUAGGUGCGGAGGGGCGUGCCAAUCAUCGGGCGGCCGAGGCGCGCCCGCUGCUGAUUGGCGGGGAGCCGCACGCGCGCUCUCCGCCAAUCGGCGAGCAAGUGCCGGUCUCCACCGGGCCAAUCGGGCGCGGGGGGCAGCGGGCGGUGCGUUGCGAUUGGUCGGCUCCCCUUUGCCUCCCUUCCUCGGCCGCCCGCCAUGUCUGCGGUCAAGGCCCGGGCCUGGUGCCCCCUGGGCAGGACCCCGGCCCCGUCCCCGUCCCCCGCUCAGUGACAGAUAACCAAAGGAGUCCCCGUGCCGCGCGGCGGCCUCGCGCCCCGGAGACGCCCCCUCGUCCCCUCCCGCCCUCGCGGUGCCCAGGGAGCCAGGAAAGCCUUACGGUCCUUUGACGGCGACUCGAAAGCUCACAGCUCGUGUGCUGCAGAAUUUAUUCCAAUGAGCAGCUAAAAGUAUCAUUUAAGAGAAAAAAAAUAAUUAAAAAAAAACCCACAAAAAACGACAAAAAAAAAAAAGACAAAAAAAAUACUAAAAAAAAAAAAAAAACCAAUUAUUUAGGGUGUUUGUGAUUGCUGACUGCGCUGUAGAUACCACUGUUUACCAAUGAUUUCCUGUGGUGGGAUAGUGGACUGUUUACUGUUCUAUAUACCAGUCCCCGGGCCUCCGGAGCGAGCGCCGCUCCCCGGCAGGUGCUAGGACGUGUGUUCUGUGUUAGAAAGUUUUUAUAUAUAUAUAUAUAUAUAUAUAAAUAUAUAUAUAUAAUUUUUUUUGCUCUGUUACUUGCACAUUUUACAGUUACCUCAUUUUUCCCAUGUAUGUAUUUGAGAAAAGGCUAAUAUAUAGAAAAAAAAAAAAGGUUCUUAAAGCUCUAAAAGUGUUUGUUUUUUUUUCCAUUCCAUUGGAAUCAUAUUGGUUUUGUAGCAUUUAACAUAACUAGUAUGUUGUAUUAUAUAUAUGUGUAUUAUACUGAUUGAAAUUUUUAACAGAUUUGUACUUUUUUUAAAAUGAAAGUUGCUAGUUCUGCUUGACCAAGUAGUGCAAUCAUUAUUUUUUUUAAUGUUGUGGCUGAUUUUGAGAGGGAUAUUCACUAAUAAAUGUAUGAUGUAUACCAAG